Molecule: messenger RNA, 630 nt
Organism: Brettanomyces nanus
Lineage: Eukaryota; Fungi; Ascomycota; Pichiomycetes; Pichiales; Pichiaceae
Exons: 1
Coding region: 1-630 (209 amino acids)
Biological process (GO): allantoin catabolic process
Molecular function (GO): ureidoglycolate hydrolase activity; ureidoglycolate lyase activity
Source: RefSeq, a predicted model, not a curated record
AUGGUUGUUGUUGAUAAGGUUAAGGUUACUGUGGAUUCAGCCAGGGUCAUUGAGGCCGAGAUGCUCACGCCGAAGUCAUUUGCCACGUUUGGAUCUGUAUUCUCAGCGGAUGAACAGAUUCAAGAUGCCGAGAAAACUUCAGCCAAUCAAGGAACUGCCACGAAGCUCCUGAAAGUCGCACCUGUUAUCAACAAUAGUGAGCAGGCACCUUCUGGAAGAAUGGCUACGGCCAACUGGAACAUCUUCAGAUCUUAUCCACCCAAUCAUCUCAUGACUAAAGAUGGAGAUACAGUGAGUUAUUUGGCCAGAGUUCUAGAGAGACACCCAUAUACUACGCAGACGUUCAUACCAAUGGGUCUAGAUGCUCACCAGAUAGGUUUCCUUGUGAUUUGUGCUCCUAAUGAUACAGCACACGGCAAUUUACCCGAUUAUAGAAGAGCACGGGCAUUUUUGUGCCGAGGAGAUCAAUCAGUGACCUACGGUGUUGGUACCUGGCAUGCUCCAAUGGUGGCAUUAGGACCAGGAUAUCACCUAGAUUUUGCAGUAUUAGUACACGAAAAUGGGGUUCCUAAUGAAGACUGUGAGGAGGUGCUGUAUGAACCAGGGUUUCAUGUUAGUUAUGUAGUUUAG